This is a messenger RNA of Cavenderia fasciculata, 585 nucleotides long. It is a transcript of the gene rac1A, whose product is annotated as Rho GTPase. The transcript is spliced from 2 exons. Lineage: Eukaryota; Evosea; Eumycetozoa; Acytosteliales; Cavenderiaceae. Gene Ontology annotation, cellular component: cell projection; plasma membrane; cytoskeleton. Bases 1 to 585 code for a protein of 194 amino acids. Gene Ontology annotation, biological process: regulation of cell shape; small GTPase-mediated signal transduction; cortical cytoskeleton organization. The record is from RefSeq and is a predicted model, not a curated record. Gene Ontology annotation, molecular function: protein kinase binding; GTPase activity; GTP binding.
AUGCAAGCAAUUAAAUGUGUCGUAGUCGGUGAUGGUGCUGUCGGUAAGACUUGUCUCCUUAUUUCAUACACAACCAAUGCCUUCCCAGGUGAAUACAUUCCAACUGUAUUCGAUAAUUACAGCGCUAAUGUCAUGGUUGAUGGUAAACCAAUUAAUCUUGGUCUCUGGGAUACUGCCGGUCAAGAAGAUUACGAUCGUCUCCGUCCACUCUCCUACCCACAAACCGAUGUUUUCCUUAUUUGUUUCUCUAUCAUCUCCCCAUCUUCAUUUGAAAACGUUACAGCCAAGUGGCACCCAGAAAUCCAACACCACGCUCCAAACGUUCCAAUCAUCCUCGUUGGAACCAAGUUGGAUAUGCGUGACGACAAGGAAACCCAAGACCGUUUGAAGGAAAAGAAGUUGUACCCAAUCAACUAUGAACAAGGUCUUGCCAAGAUGAAGGAAAUCAACGCUGUCAAAUACCUCGAAUGUUCUGCCCUCACCCAAAAGGGUUUGAAGAACGUUUUCGAUGAAGCCAUCCGUGCCGUCAUCAACCCACCCAUCCACAAGAAGAAAAAGUCAUCAUCUGGUUGUCUUAUCUUGUAA